CACUUCUAAAACACUCAAUUGUUCACAGAACAUUCUGCUCCAUCCUGGGAUCAAGGCGGGCACGAUACAAAGAACAUUUUGUUCUCGAAAUCCUGUCAAACUUUCGUGAGUUUUAGUUAAAUUCUCUCCUCCUCAAAUUAUAAUUAUCCUGCCCGCAAAAGAUUAUCACUGUACUUUAACGAGGUUUCAUAACAGUCCCCCCGAGUAAUAAUUCAGAAGAUCAAGGCGUUCAUCUUGCUUGCUGAUUUUGUCUGCUUUCAAAUAAAACCGGUGUUGAAUUUAACAGCGUCACAAUCCCAGACAUUGACACGUAGGGAACAAGCUCUCGGCCUCCUGCCGACUCUGCGGAUAUCUCAGUGUGGAACUUGCCCCCUACUCCUGCAACCAAAAAUGAGUCGUGUGAAUGUCCCCAAGCUGUUAAACAACAAUAUAUUUGUGGAUUUCUUAAACACCUAUCUCAACUUACCGGUAUUUGGACAGACUCCAAUCUAUAUUUUAAAAGACAAAUCUUGGGAGCUUCACCCUGAACUGCCGUCCAACCUGAUCGAACACAUGAGCGGGUUUCUGAAGUGGCUGGAAGAUCAUCGUUUGCAGCAUUUCCUGAAGACAGACCUGUACCUUCACUUCAUUUUGUGCCAACUGUUGCUGGGCAUGACUUUGCCCGCUCUGGCAGCACCCAAAUAUGAAUCCAUGCCUCAGGAAUCGUCGGAAUCUCUCGAAACAAUGCAGUUCUCUGAAGACAGCGUGUCCUCUGAUUCAAUAAGCAGUAACUCACAGGAGUCCAGCAUCCAGCUGGGCCAUGAGGCGGCCAAGGUAGAAAAAGCACAGCCGAGCGAGACAUGGGACCAGUGGCUACUGAAACGCUGCAUCGGGAGCGUGCAGGGGAUGAGGCGCUUUCGAUCAUUUCUCAUGGGGACAACUGGGGCAGAGCUGGCGGAGUUCUGGGUGAGGGUGGAGAAGAUGCUGAAACUCAACGAGAUUGACGUCAACCAGCGAGACCAGUACUUUGCUCAGCUCCGCACGUUACAGGCCACUCACCUGCAGGAUGGGUCUGUCGUGAUGUCCACCUGCGGAGGUUUUACUGAUAUUUCGUCGUCGAAUGCAAUGAAGCUCUAUCGAACCAGGAGGGAUUUCAUAGUGAAGCUACAAACGGGAGUCCUGGAGAAGCUGAAAGGGUACUGGUUGCCCCGCUUCCUGAUGCACUGCAAACGCAACCUGAGAAAGCUCAACGGGUACGAUGUUGUCAGACGGGAGUAUCAAGAAAAGAUGUCACAUGGAAAGGUCACAGAAGACGACUCGCCCAACCCCAUCUCAACAACGAGCAUGAAACGUACAGAAGGCAUCUCCUGGCCCUAUUACACCAAGGCUCACAAGCGUCUCCUCUGGAAGCUGCCCUACUGUAAGACCAAGCACGUAAAGAUCACAACGACACCGCAGCCUCCGACUAAAGAGCGACGGAGCUGCGGUCGAACCCAGCCAAAGGCAACUGCCCCCAAGCCCACUCCACAGACUCUGCCCAAACAGCAGGAGCCAGUGUGCCCUCAUCAGCCAUCAACGUGGGUUUGUUCAUCAUCACCAAGUAGAGAUAAACAGAUGAAGAGCAGACAGGGUGAGGACACCUUCCUAAAGCGAGACUGCGCUAUCCCACUCAUCAAAGCUCCUUCGAUGCUCCAAUGUCAGAGGUUUCCUGAGAUGCCCCUGCAGUUCAGGUACCUCCACUGGGCCUUUAAUGCAGACCAGCUGGCAGGAGAACCAUUUGCAUCUUUCUUGAGGAUGAAAAAGAACGUCUCCCAUCUCUCCUACCUGCUCCUCUGGCACGACAUGACAAACUUCUUGAACGUUGUGUUGAGUGUGAAGGACAGAGCUGGGUAUCUUCUCAGGAAAAUCCUGGGUCAGAAGAUCAUUGAAGUGUACUUGACUGAGAAUAGUAACCAGUAUGCCAAGCUGCAGGUAGAAACUGAUCAGAACCUCAAGACCCUUCUCCCCUCGGGUCAGGUCAUUCCAUGGAUAUUCACUGCCCAGAAGGAGAUCUGUGAGAUACUCCUGGAAACAUAUGACGAUUUUCUGGAUCACGAGGAUAUGAACUUCCUCAAUCUUGCGGUUGGGGCCAAACCAAAUGAUCCAAGCAGCUGGACACAGUGCAAGAAUCUGCCACCGCGUGUGGCAGACACAGAGGACCUGCACAUCAGGAGGAUGGCCAGGUCGAUGCUACUGAACCAGGCCUGCACGGCCAUUGGCGAUACCGACAAACUGACCGAUGAGGAAUGGAUGCUGCUGGUCUCUGAGGACACCACUAAUCUCGGCUCCAUGAAGAUGGUCAUAAAGGCUGCAGCUGAAGAUAUGGAGAUCAAGAACAUGACCUUUGAGGAGCUUGCACUGAAGCAUCCAAGGCUGGCAAUUGAGGAGCUGAGCAAGAGCUUUCAUCGAUAUUACAAGACGUUGGUUCUACUUGGUCUGCUGGAUGAAGAGGUUUUGCGGGACCAUCUCUACUUAAAGCUGAACGUGAAGGUUAUGAAAGUCGGGAAAAAGAUCUUUACAAGACCCAAAAUAGUUCCCAAGAAACUGACAGAUGUGCUGACGGACACAACGGGAUUGCAUUUCUUCCAGAGGUUCCUGGAAGCCUAUGAUGCUGACUUUCCACUGCAGUUCUGGCAGGCCGUAGAGCACCUCCAAAACCUCACCACUCUAAACGAGAAGCGACUCUAUGUCAACUGGAUGACUAAACACUUCUUCAACCAGAACAUCCGUCCAGAGGAGUUACUGCACUGUAAUGCGCCUAUCAUCAAACAGAUUAUGGAAGCGAUUGAGAAUGGAACUCCAGUCACCAUGACCAUGCUAUUACAGGCUCAGUCAGCAGUUCAAAAAUCCAUGCAGAACUGGUUCGAGCUCUAUCUGAAAACGUACCCAGUCGAAACCAAAUAUCGCUUGGAUUCUACAGGCAUUUUGAGGUCAAUCCACGUUCUCAGUGAAGCGAACCGAGCCUGGAUGGAGCUGCAGAAGUUGAUCCGAAUGGUGAUGCUGUUCCAGAAGAUGAUAAGGAAUUCACCAAUCCGUAAACUGUUUGAAAGCUACCUGCAGGACGAAAUCUACAAUGAUGAGGAAAAUUUGGCCACAUUUCGUGUUAUAUCCACGGUGCCCUCCCUGAUCAACACGUCUGUCGGCCGUUUAUCUGAUUUUGCUGAGGAGAGUGAGAUGGCCCCAGUAAAGAAGCGGAUUGUGUGCAACCGGGCUAUCCUUAUCAACUACUUAGUGAAUGACCUGCACUUCUGCAUGGAAAUCCAGCAUUACGUGCGGCGAUCAGAAGCUGCGAUCAUCAUGGCCCAGAUGGGGAUGCACGAUGACAUCUAUGAGGGUUUGCUUCGGGCCAAGGGGGAGAUGAUCAGCAGGUUGUUCCUGCAAGCGGACACCGCUCCACGUCUCCGGGUGAAUAUUUCAGAGUACGAGAAAGAUCGAGUGAUUAUGGGGAUGCGAUACGGAGCGCUGGAACCCAGCUUGUUUCACAACGCACGCAUGAGUGUGAUCCUUCCUCUCUUACACUUCUGGAGAAGAUUCUGUAUCAAAAAUGCCUUAAAAAUAUUCGGCCGACCCACACGACAAUGGAGAAAGGAGUACGUUGAGCCAAAUUAUUUUAAGCCAUCUGUUGAAUAUCGUUUUACUCAUAUAAACCCUUUGUUUCCAGGAGAGGAUGUCCCGAUUCUCAGAUUCACAUUAGCCAAAGGAAUACAAAUGCUGAUCCCUGUAGAGCAUGACGCACAUUCAGAGACAGCGGGAAGUGAAGCUUCAGGACAGAGAAAUGUCACCCCAAGCCCUGCCAAUGGUAAUCAGGCAGAAGUCGGAAAAAAGGGAAGAAAAGAAAAGGCAACAUAAUUCAAGAAUUCAGCCUACCAAAAGCAAGGCGCCCACGAGCACAGCUGAGGAGGGGAGUAAACUGGAAACAUUGCAAGGGAGGCGAGAGAUUGAGCUUUCUAUUACAAUAAAUAAUUUUCAUAUUUUUUUGGUUGUUUUUAAAGUUUUCUCUCAGUGAAACCGGAAAAAGUAACUUCCAACAGAAAGAAAAGGUGAGGAAUUAUACGAGUCCUCUAAACAUUGUAAAAAGGCCCUGGCGUAUAGGCAUGUACUUCCCCAGAAUCUACCAUUCAUCUACUU
Leucoraja erinaceus (little skate) is the source of this 4146-nucleotide messenger RNA. Its product is annotated as regulator of G-protein signaling protein-like. The record is from RefSeq and is a predicted model, not a curated record. The coding region runs from base 391 to 3867 and encodes 1158 amino acids. NCBI's taxonomy places the organism in Eukaryota, Metazoa, Chordata, Chondrichthyes, Rajiformes, Rajidae. The transcript has 23 exons.